AUGGCUUCGCUGACAAUAAUGAUGGUGGCCGAAAAACCGAUGCUUGCUGAAUCUAUUGCAAAAAUCCUUGCCGAUGGGAAAGUUAGGAAAAGAAAAGGUUGGAACAAUGUUUGCUCGGUUUCUGAAUACUGUGGGCAAUUCCAAGGACAAUCAGCUAUGUUUAAGGUAACAAGUACUUGUGGUCACAUAAUGUCUUUGGAUUUUCCACCAAAAAUGAAUAAUUGGGAAAAAGUCGAUCCAGUUCAAUUGUUUUCAUCAUCAACAACGAAAAAGGAAGCAAAUCCAAAAAUGCGAAUGAAUGAGUAUCUUGCUUCGGAAGCAAAAGGUUGUGAUUUCUUGGUCUUAUGGUUGGAUUGCGAUAAAGAGGGGGAAAAUAUUUGCUUUGAAGUGAUUGAAGCGGUCAAAAAUUCAAUAAAAAAACCAAAAACAGGAGAUAUUAUGAGAAAUAUUUACAGGGCACAUUUCUCAGCCAUCACUGCAAAAGAUAUCAAGUCAGCAAUGCGGAAUCUUGGGCAUCCUAAUAUCAAUGAAAGCUUAUCUGUUGAUGCACGUCAAGAGCUUGAUCUGAGGAUUGGUUGUGCCUUUACGCGCUUUCAAACGCGAUAUUUUCAGGGUAAAUAUGGCAAUCUCGAUAGCACAACCAUAUCAUUUGGUCCAUGUCAAACACCAACACUGGGAUUCUGUGUAACUCGGCAUGAUCUGAUUACACAGUUUAAGCCAGAGCCAUACUGGGUUUUAGAGACAACCUUCGAAACUUUAGCGGGUGAGAAAUUAAAGCCAACUUAUACCAGAGGUCGUAUAUUUGAUAAAGACGUCUCUCAGCUGUUUUUUGAUCGAAUCAAAAAGCAGAAUGAAGGCGUUGUUGUCGAUGUAAGCAGUUCGGAGUUUCGGAAAGAGCGUCCGCAAGCUCUCAAUACUGUUGAAUUAUUGAAGGUUGCCAGCAGUGGCCUAGGUCUUAGUCCUGCACAGACUAUGAGUACUGCAGAAUAUCUUUACACCAGGGGUUUUAUAAGUUAUCCACGAACGGAAACUACAGCAUAUCCUUCAAAUUUUGAUUUUUCUGAGGCUUUGCGCCAUCAACAAAACGAUAGCCGCUGGAAAGAUAUUGUAGAAAAGUUAUUAUCAGAAGGAAUAACAGCGCCUCGUAAUGGUGAAGAUAAAGGUGAUCAUCCUCCAAUAUCACCUUUGCGUGGCAAUGAUGGUUCACUGACUGGAGAAGCCUUAAAAGUAUACGACUAUGUCACACAGCAUUUUAUUGCAACGCUAAUGAGGCCUUGUACAUAUCUUGUCACGAGUGUAAUAAUCAAUGUCGCAAACGAAAUAUUUGUUGCAAAAAGUAAGUGUGUUAUAAAUUUGGGUUACACAGAAAUUAUGGUCUGGCAGAAAAUUGAGGAAGACGCACAAAAUUGUAAUAUAGUCAAAGGCACAAAGGUCAUUUUAAAAGAUGGAAAAAUAUGUGAAUAUGCGACGAAUCCACCGGAUUACCUCACCGAAUCAGAGUUGAUCUCAUUAAUGGAAAAGCACGGCAUCGGGACGGAUGCUUCUAUUCCCGUUCAUAUUAGUAAUAUUUGUCAGCGGAAUUAUGUUACUGUUGAAUCUAGAAGGCGCUUGAAGCCGACAAAAUUAGGCAUUGCACUUGUACAUGGCUAUUGGAAAAUAGAUUCGGAACUGGUAUUACCUACAAUGCGGUCGGAAGUUGAAAGUCAAUUAAAUCUCAUAGCUAAGGGAUAUGCCGAUUUUUGUUCUGUCAAGAACCAUGUGCUUGAAAAUUUCCGCCUUAAAUUUAUCUUCUUUGUAGAAAAUAUUGGUCUCGUGGACUCCCUUUUCGAAGAUUCGUUCACUUCACUUGCUGCUUCGGGAAAGCCAUUCAGCAGAUGUGGAAAAUGUCGGCGUUUUAUGAAACUCGUUGCUUCCAAACCACAACGUUUGCAUUGUCCAAACUGCCAGGAUACAUAUUCAUUGCCUUCUGCCAAAGAUGGGUUAUUGAGACUUCAUGGUGAAAACAAGUGCCCUUUGGAUGAUUUUGAUUUGAUUUACUGGCAAGGUGCUGGAGGAAAAUUGUCGAUGUCAUAUGCGCUUUGUCCUUAUUGUUAUAAUAAUCCGCCAUUUGAGGGAAUGAGAAAAGGUUCAGGAUGUCACGAAUGUUCGAAUCCUGUGUGUCCUCAUUCGUUCUUAACGCUGGGAGUAGUGCAGUGUCCACGUCAGUGUGGUGCUGGUAAUGGAGUAUUGGUAUUGGAUCCCCAAUCUGCGCCAAAGUGGCGUAUUUCUUGCAACAAGUGCUCUGCUGUUGUAACUGUUUUCGAAGGUGCACUGCGCGUUAAAGUUCUUACUAGGCAGUGUGAAGAUUGUGGUGCACAGCUGUUUUUUGCCGAAUAUAAGGAUAAGCUUUCUUUGCCAGAGGAGAAAACCACAUAUAGAGGUUGUGUUUUUUGUGAUAAAUCUAUUUCACAUCUGGUGAAUUUGAAUCAUGCAUAUAGUGCGGAGCAUCCUAUUCAACGGGGACAUAUUAAUAUGCGACAAAAACGUGGUGGUGGUGCAUCGAUGAAAAGUCGUGGUCGAAUUGCACUGAAGAGAUAA
Messenger RNA from Cercopithifilaria johnstoni, 2577 nucleotides. Lineage: Eukaryota; Metazoa; Nematoda; Chromadorea; Rhabditida; Onchocercidae. The record is from the annotation of a GenBank genome assembly.